Molecule: messenger RNA, 2975 nt
Organism: Esox lucius (northern pike)
Lineage: Eukaryota; Metazoa; Chordata; Actinopteri; Esociformes; Esocidae
Product: homeobox protein SEBOX
Exons: 3
Coding region: 1469-2374 (301 amino acids)
Molecular function (GO): DNA binding
Source: RefSeq, a predicted model, not a curated record
GCUCAUGUGGAAUAUAUAUAGGUUACAUUCUUAAAAAAGGAUUAGCCUAUCAUUCAUUCAAAAUUUUAAAAAUAGUUGUUUCGAAUUACAUUACUGGGGAACUGUGUCCUGCCUCUACACAAUAACAUGACUCCUUGUCUUUCCUCACCAAACGAGAACCGUAUAGUUAGAUACUCCAGGGUGGUUUAGGGUGGGAAGGAUAGUAGGCUGCGAGUGUCUCAAGCGGGUAUAAGGACAUUGCAAGUCAAUGCAAACUGAUUCCCCAUUUAAACUUUCUCGGACAGGCGAAAGUUAAAAUGGGGAAUAUGUCAGUCACGCCGAUUCAUUUUGGAGAAAAAUAUUAUUUAAAACAUUUACUUAAAACAUUAAGUACAUAUUGCUCCUUUGACCUUUUACAUGUUGAAAAGGUCUAGAUCACUUUAGUAGCCUAAUAAAUGCACAUUCGGGGACCAAAUUAUUUUGGACAGGCAUUGUAAUCUUUACGAAAUGGUCAUUAAAAAAAGAUAAGAUAUUGGUGUUGGCUAUUUUAUAAUGUGUAUUCCUCGAAAAUCCUUUCUGCCGCUAUGUAAAUUACAGGAUUAUGUAGACAGCCUCUCAGAAGUUAAACGGUUAAUUGGAAUCGAAAUCGACCCCUAGGCCAAUUCACUUCAAUACACAGGAAGAGAAUGUGCGAAAACGUUUGAAGUGACCAGGCUUUUUCCUGUACACUGGACAACUAAUAAUAUAUAAUUAGAUCAUAGUUAUUGUUGACUAUUCUAAUCCUAAUCCAACCAUUGUCCAAAUAUUCAUGUCUCACAAAAGAAAGAGUAUAGCUUUUUUCGGCUACUCACGACUGAAUCCACAUGCAAAGGAAUGCGUGAAAAGUGUGGCAGACGAUAACGUCUGUCAUAUAACAUACACAUUUAGUUGGGCAACAUUGGAUCAAUUGUAUUUGUCAUAUUUGGCCAAUAUAUUUUUGCCUACAACAGGACAACAACUGGGAAUGCAUUUUAACAAAUACAAAUCACGGGUAAACGUGGAAGGCCUCUGUCUAGGCCUGGGCUAUAUUGAUUGAUUCUGUCCGGUGUCGAACCAGGUCUGCCAGUGUUCCAAUGUGUCUCUGCGGGGUGCAGGCGAUUGCCCCCGGGACGAGAUCUGACAGUCUGACACGGGGAGUGUCAGACGAUAGCGACAACGGAAACAGCAGGUUUAAUACCACAGCCCUUUCAUCUGUUUCUUGUCAUUACGUGGCAACGUCACCACCAGCAAUUGAGGAUUACAGUGGAGAGCACCGCACAGCUAUAGGCCAAAUCACACCUGAAUGUGCGCAGAUUGACUCUGGGUGGUUCAUGGGCGGGAUUGGGAUUGAGGGGUUCCUAUUGUAACAUAUAUGAGACCGCACAGCUUCCAGCACUAAGAGCAUCCCGUACGCGUUACCUCCGGACAAAUUGAUGAUCACCAGAUCUGAGCCGUAGAAGUACGUGAAGACAUGGCGCUCUUCAUGAAUCAAGAACUGACUUCACACAGAAUGACUGCCCAUAAAACGCUGAAUUUUACGUCUCUCUUUGAUGACCAAGAUCAAUGUAAAGGCGUGAGGAAUGAAAACGAGCUUCCAUCACCCGAAACUGAGAGAGGCGGCUUUACGGAGGCCCAAAGGAAGCGCAAAAGAACCAUCUUCAGUCGCGCGCAAUUGUCUGAGUUGGAACAAGCUUUCGCCCUGACGCCAUACCCAGACAUUACUCUACGUGAACGUUUGGCAGCCCAUACGCAUCUGCCUGAGAGCAAGAUACAGGUAUGGUUCCAAAACAGACGUGCAAGAAGUAUUAAGAGUGGAAGGCUCACCAAAUCCAUCCAAACUAUAAGAGAUGCAACGUGCCAAUCUCGCUCAACAGUCCCCUGCCCCGGUCCCUCCUUCGCCCCAAUGGCGGAAAUGUUCCGACCAGACCAGAGUGAAGACGGGCAACAUUUCUACUCUGAUUGGAUACGUCUCUACAGCAACCCUGUAUCUGAUCAGCCAUCGUCAGUCUCCCCAAACCUGUCAGAAUCUCUACUAUGGGAGGGAGACCGGCAGUCUCACCUGGCCUCCACUGCUGUCACUGCACCCAUCGGAAGACAAGACCUCUCCUCACGCCAAUACCGAGAUGGAUUCUCCCAGCCCAGCAUCGGCACCUCAGGGUACAGAAACCUCAAGUCGCAGACUCUGACAGGCUCACAGGCCAGAUGUGAUCCUCAGACCUCAGUGGACCAGGUGGUCCCCUCCCAUUCACAACCGAUGUACUGGGAUGUGACUCAGGGGCAGAGCGAUCAGGCCCAGGCGGGCCCCCAGACCUCCAUGGGAUACAUCUCGGAUCUCAUCUACAAUGCUGCAAUUGUCACCAAUUUCCUGGAGUUCUAACGUGCUGUCUCGUGCGCACCUGUUGCGUGGUGGGCCCAGAUCUAUUUGUUCUGUCAUGUCUGGAGUUGGCGCCACAAACACAGGCAGAUGUAGGCUUUAGUGCUUUCCCUGCGCGUGUUGUCUUUCCCUAGAAAAUGGCUAGCAGUUGUGACUAAUUGUUUUUGUGCUGCUGUUAAAUGUGAGCGUUAUAUUGUGUCUUUUAUUAACUUGUGAAUAGUUGUGACAUGUUAGUUUUUUUUUCAUCCAAAAAGCAAUACGCUGAUUAAUUUCAACAUAUUUAUGAUUUAGAAGUUGAAUUACAACAAUAAUAUAUGGUUACGGAGAAGGGCUAUUUCGAUAUUAUUUUGUAGGUUGUUUGAUGAGCAAGCAGCAUUCUGCUGAGUACAACAGGACCCAUCGGCAUAAGAUAAUGUACAUAUAUGUUUAUUGAGGUAUUUGUAUUUUACCUGACAUUGUUUCAGCUCUGUAGAGAUAUCUGUUUGUCAUUCUUGGUGGGUUUUGGUCAACCUUUAUUGUUUCCAGUAGUAUAAUCUUUCAAAAUAUCCCGAUUAAAAUGAUUCAUUGCUGGAGCAUACCACAAAAUAUUUUUUUUCUCAAUAAA